Messenger RNA from Geodia barretti, 1532 nucleotides. The record is from the annotation of a GenBank genome assembly. Lineage: Eukaryota; Metazoa; Porifera; Demospongiae; Tetractinellida; Geodiidae.
GUGACCACUGUUUGGUACAUGCUGCAUACGUGUAUAUAUACAUACACUGUGUGUACAUACAAUGGCUAUUUUAUCAGUUUACGUUCUAUUUGCAAAUGUUUUUUUCUCCCAUCUUAUGCCACAUGUAUAUAUAGAUCGACUUCAACGUCCAAGUCGAUAAAGGAGCGCAGAGCGUUCAGUACCGAGUCGAUUCAACAGACGAAACAGAAGUACAGCCCCGUCCUGGCUCUUCGCGACGCCGUCCGUGCAGAGAGAGAGGCCAUGUCACAGAGCGUCGAGGUCUCAAUCCUCAGCGAAAAAGCCGCCGCGAUCCUCGGGAUCGCCCCGCCCAAGCACUACAAGCGGGCGAGUAUGUACGACCCGCUCCACGAGCGAAGAUCGGGGGACACGGACAUGCCCACCGUCCACUCGAUGCCUCCGAGGUCAAAUUCCUACCACCCUGGGCUAAGGAGAGGAAAGGCCAUCGAUAGAGGAGUGUUCUCCAGAGAGCUGUUGAAGAGUGCCAAAAAGCCACCUGUCUCUCCAUCUCCAUACUAUAAAGCUCACAAGUUCAAGCCAUUGACGUACGUCCAUCCGACCUGGUGCGUCAUUUGCCACCAUUUCUUGUGGGGACUCAAGAUGCAGGGUCUCCGUUGUCAAGACUGCGGGAUUGACAUUCACAGACAAUGCUGCGCCGUGUCCAUAGACCAUGAGUGCAACCCUACAAAGAAGAUUGUGAAGCGCUAUGUUUGGCGUUGAUCUAACGACUCGUGUGAAGGCAGAAGACGCCGCAAUACCAAGUCUACUGCAGCAGUGCAUCGCACACAUUGAGAACUGCAAUCUCGAGGAGCAGGGAAUGUACAGAGUAUCUGGACUGACUAGCGAGAUUUUGGAGCUGAAGGAGCGAUUUGACAGCGGCGAUAAGGUCGACUUCUCUCGCUACACAGACAUCAGCGUGGUGUGCGGGCCGUCAAGCUGUACCUCCGAGAGCUCCCCAUCCCCGUCGUUUCAUUUGACGCCUACAACGAAGUCAUGAAAGCAACCUGUUGUGUGGAGGACCUGCGUGCGGAAGACGUGGACUGGUCGUCACUGGCGAAUGCACUGAAACUGCUGCCCAAGGCACACUACAACACACUCAAGUACUUGGCCGAACACUUGCAUAGAGUCGACGAGAAAAGCAGUGUCAACAAGAUGUCUGCCUACAAUCUGUCGGUGGUGUUUGCCCCCACGCUAAUGAGACCACCCUCCGAAGAACUCUCACUUGUCAAAGACAUUCCUCUCCAGAGACAUUUCGUCGAGAUUCUCAUCCUAAAACAUGAAAUUCUCUUCGCUUGAUUUAUUCUUCACUUUUGUGUAUCAAUGUUUUGUGUUGUAAAGUCAUGUUGUCCCACUGAUCAUGUGACAUAAGACACACGAUGUCAUGUGAUAUUACACUGAAAUCAUGGCCUCAUUAUGACAUCACCCUAAUAAUGUAUUGUCCUUAUUGCUUAUCAUGUGAUUGUUGCUUUGUGUAUUGUCGUAUUAUUAUGUUCACUGUUUUGACCUGCAAAUUG